ACAUGCAAAACCAAGAGUGAUAAAGCACAAUAUUCUUUUAACGGAACUGCUAAUGUUUUUAACUACAGCUCGGUUACAGCAGGUGUUACAAUUUAACCUGAAUUUUACAUCUUACUUUACCCUUAUUGAUCUGUUUUUGAUUUUACAUGCAAUAAAUCGGUUCUUUGUUAUUUUUCCAGAAUGGAGGGAGAGUUGAAGUGUAAUUUUAAGAAGUGUAGAAAAGGAUUGAACGCAAUUGCUUAUGUUACAUCAUGUUCACAUAUAUUUUGUGAUGAAGAUGGAACAAGGGAAUUUGCAAAAAUUCUUCAGUGUCCAGCCUGUGAGACUUCCCUUCCCAACAAACAUGAUAUUCUCAGGAUUGAUCUUCAUCCCCCAGAGCAGUAUAAAAGUAUGGUUUUAGCAGGUCAGAAGCCAGACACAGUGGUUGAAGUGAUGUCCAGGGCCAUCUCAUUCUGGACUUACCAAACUGAUAUAGAGAGAAGUCACCUUGAAAGAAUGGCUGCCCAGGCUAAAGAAAAGGCAGAGAAAUUGGAAGGAUGGUAUGAGAAAAUUGUUGCCAGGCAACAGGCUGAAAUAGAAGCUUUGAAGGUGCAGCUUACCAAUGCCAAGAAAGAAAUAGAAAGCUUAAAGAAGAAGUAUCAUGAGCUGGCAGAAGUUAAUAUGGAGAAGAGUAGACAAAUCACAAAACUGCAGGGUCUCUUUGAAUCCACUCGUCGCAAGAAUGUCUACCUUGCUCAGAGUGAUGCAGCAGAAGCAUUGAAACCACCAGGCAGAGUGUCGGCUCCUCCAUCCAUAACACAGGAAGGUCUGGGAGAUGCUGACCGCACUGUUGUACUGAGGACACCAUUUGAUCACAGUGGUAAAAAGGUCACUCCAGUUAUUCCUGGUGUAGUUGGUGGGAUGAAUGCAGUGCAGAGACACUUCACUAUGGACCUGAGCACACCUCAGAAGCUAGCUCAGAACAAACACGGCCGGCCGCCAUAUUGAUAGCAUCAACAGUAUCAUAUUAAUGCAGAGAUAUUCUUGCAACUGAGGAUGUUUUUGUAAAGCACUCAAACAUGCUUCGACAGAGAAUAAUUCAUGAAUUUAUGUAUCUUGAAAAUGGCUUUUUUUUUCAUUGCAAAUGAUAAAUUGUAAGACCUAUUUAAGAAAUACUUGAUAUUACUCAUGUCCAAAGCUUUUCUUUGUGAGGGUUAUUUUGUAAGUUUACAUAUCUUUUAAAACUUUUGUGCUAAUGUUGUGAUUUUUAUCUAUGGCAUUUUUGUUUUACUUAACUGCUUAAAUUUUGAUGGUUGCCAUAUUCUCAUUGUUAUUUGCGUUUUAAUU
This is a messenger RNA of Lingula anatina, 1326 nucleotides long. Its product is annotated as E3 ubiquitin-protein ligase CCNB1IP1. Gene Ontology annotation, biological process: reciprocal meiotic recombination. Gene Ontology annotation, cellular component: synaptonemal complex. Gene Ontology annotation, molecular function: ubiquitin protein ligase activity. Lineage: Eukaryota; Metazoa; Brachiopoda; Lingulata; Lingulida; Lingulidae. The record is from RefSeq and is a predicted model, not a curated record.